Molecule: messenger RNA, 4445 nt
Organism: Dunckerocampus dactyliophorus (ringed pipefish)
Lineage: Eukaryota; Metazoa; Chordata; Actinopteri; Syngnathiformes; Syngnathidae
Gene: grb10b
Product: growth factor receptor-bound protein 10b
Exons: 17
Coding region: 329-2185 (618 amino acids)
Biological process (GO): negative regulation of Wnt signaling pathway; negative regulation of insulin receptor signaling pathway; insulin receptor signaling pathway
Molecular function (GO): insulin receptor binding
Source: RefSeq, a predicted model, not a curated record
AGUUUGCGCGCGCGCACGUGUGUUUGUGUGUGUGUCCUGCUCUACCGCAUGAGAUGAUCUGACUUGGGAGUCUUCACCGUCACAAAUACUUCACUCUUUUUGCCUUCACUUCCAUCCGCCGCGGGUCCUCUCGCUGCUUUUGUCUACCCGGGAAUGUUGACCGCAGGGACCUGAGCCGACGCUGCCCGGUCCCUUUCACUUCCACACGGCCGUGUGUGUCCGCGAGGGUCGUAAGCUUGGCUGGCUGACGGGCUGUGAGGUUGUGCUUUGUUCGUUCUUCCAGUAGAACUGUUUCAAGCAGAUUGGACAAAAGAACUGAACACAAAUCAUGGCUGUGGCUGGAUGUCCCGAUUAUUUUCUGCAUCAUCCCAAUUAUCAGCAGGACAAUAUAGACCGGUCCUCCAAUCACAGACAAGCAAACAUCAUUGGGCCGGGCUUCCAACAGUCGACCAAUAGAAAUUCACCAAACCAUCAAGAGGAUGAUGUUGAUUUGGAGGCCCUGGUGAAUGACAUGAACUCUUCACUGGAGAGCCUGUACUCCACCUGCAGUGCUCAUCAGACCGAGUCUACGCCAUUACUUCAAAACGGACAGACCUCAGCUUCCUCCCAGCAACACCACCACAACCAUCACCACCCUCACACACAACACACCCAUCUGCGGCAUGGGCACCACGCGCCAAACCAUGCGUCCACAGACCGACCCCAAGCAAGCCUACAACGGUCACAACCCAUGCACAUCCUAGCUGUCAGGAGGUUGCAGGAGGAGCAGCAACAGCAGCUGAGGACGUCCUCUCUCCCGGCCAUCCCCAACCCCUUCCCUGAGCUUUGCAGUCCGGCCAGCUCACCUGUACUUAGUCCUGGGUCACUACCUCCUGGAGAACCCUCCACUGGCAUAUAUAUUGUUAAAAUCUUCACCGAAGAUGGCAUGUGCAAAGUGGUGGAGAUCCCAGCCGAUAUGACAGCCAGGGACCUUUGCCAGCUCCUGAUCUAUAAAAGCCAUUGUGUGGACGACAACAGUUGGUCACUUGUUGAGCACCACCCGCUGCUGGGGCUAGAACGCUGUCUGGAGGACCAUGAGUUGGUGGUUCAGGUCCAGGCUUCCAUGAGCAGCGACAGUAAAUUCCUCUUCAGGAAGAACUAUGCCAAAUAUGAAUUCUUCAGAACUCCUCUGACAUUUUUCCCAGAGCACAUGGUUGCAUGGUGCCAGGAAACCAAUCGCCCGAUCCCACCAUCGCAGCUCCUGCAGAACUUUCUAGCGACGAGCAGUUGUCCCGAGAUCCAGGGUUAUCUGUAUGUGAAGGAGGUGGGCCGAAAGUCAUGGAAGAAAGUAUACAUGUUCCUGCGGCGCUCAGGACUCUACUGUUCUACAAAAGGAGCCUCAAAGGAGCCCAGACAUCUCCAUUUACUAGCAGACCUUGAAGACAGUAACAUCUUCACUGUCAUCACGGGCAAAAAGCAGCACGGUGCACCCACAGACUACGAGUUCUGUAUCAAGCCCAAUAAAUGCCGUGGGGAGUUAAAGGAUUUAAGGAUUCUGUGUGCUGAGGAUGAACAAGGCAGAACAUGUUGGAUGACCGCUUUUAGAUUGUUUAAGUAUGGGAUUAUAUUGUACCAGAAUUACAAGAUUCCCCAGCAAAGAAAAACCCUGCUUUCACACUUCUCAGCACCCGUGCGAAGUGUGUCUGAGAACUCCCUCGUGGCAAUGGAUUUUUCAGGAACAAUAGGCCGGGUAAUCGACAAUCCUGUGGAAGCUCAGAGCGCCGCCAUGGAGGAGGGACAUGCAUGGAGGAAGAGGAAUCAUCGAAUGAACAUUUUAGGCUCCCACAGUCCGCUGCAUCACUCCUCACUCAACUCAGUCAUCCACAUAGCCCAGCUGUGGUUCCAUGGCAGAAUAACCAGAGAAGAAUCCCAUCGCAUCAUCCACCAACAGGGUCAAGUAGACGGUCUGUUUCUACUACGAGUCAGCCAGAGUAACCCCAAGGCUUUUGUGCUUACAUUGUGCCAUCACCAGAAAAUUAAACAUUUCCAGAUUCUACCGUGUGAGGAGGACGGCCAAGUCUUCUUCAGCCUUGAUGACGGUGCCACCAAAUUCACCGACCUGAUCCAGUUGGUGGAGUUCUAUCAGCUUAACAGAGGAGUUCUGCCUUGUAAACUCAAACACCCGUGCACCAUUGUGGCCUUAUGACGCCGUCGGAUGAUCUGACCCCAUGACCCCCUACCCCCAAUGUUCCCUCCUCACUUGACCUGACAAUGCACCCAAAACUGAACGAAUGUUUAUAUUGGUUGAUUCUUUAUAAGAAGCUGGUGAAUUGACUGAUGUUUUAUUGCUGUUGUUUUGUCAUGAGUCCGCCAGAUACUGCUGAUGUCAUGGAUUCUGUGUGCAUUGGAUGUUGUGAAGUCAAAUGCACAACCUGGUCAAGAGAGAGGAUGGAAAUGAACACUGCCAUUUGUGUCGAUGCUUUUGCUAAAGCUCGUCGUCGUUAACCUCGGACCCGGUGACCCUCCAAGGUUUUUAAUCUCAAUCAACAAGACAAUGAAGUCUCUGGUGUGGACCACUCUGCUCGCUAAGAACAUUGGAACUUCUCUCGCCAUGUUCUCUGAGAAGACUGUGUUGAUUGUCUCUUCGUUUUGCACUCAUCCAAAUGGGAGUGGCCUUCGAGGGUGCUGGACUUCUCCGUUGUUGGGUUGCUUUUAACUGUGAGAUGGCGCCACCGCCCUCUAGUGUUUGAGGCGUGAAACUGACUAAACUCUAAAACAUUGGAGCCAGAACAGAACGUGUGUGAAUCCUUUUUGAAUUUUGGAGAAGUUCUAUUAUGGUUUGGAGAACGUGGUUUAUGAACACUCUGGAAAUGUUUUAAAAACUAUUUUUUUAAUCCACAGACAAUACAAAAUAUGUUUUGUCUCUCCUCACUUAUUUGAGUUUUCUUCUGAAGCCACCAGUUUGCUGACUCUUCAUAUGCUCCACGAGCUUGUUUCCACUUCUUGGUAAGUUCCAAUUUAUCACACUGCCAUUCUGUUUUUCAGAAUGAUGGAAGAAAUAAAGCUACAUGAAUUCGAAUGGUGAUAUGAUGAAGCCAGCAACAUGGUAAGGUGUAAUAGAAUGCUGGGCAGGAGAUAAACCAACAAUCAGAGAUGCCUUACAACUUGCUGGAUUCUGGACAGUCUUCCCCACAUUGCUCUUUAUUAAGGUGCUGUUAGAGAGGCAGUAACGUGCCGUAAACGUUUAUAUGACUUGGAAUAUAAGUGUGCUAAAAUAGUAUACACCCUUUGCCUACUGGACACAUGUAAGAUAUUAGCACAACCUGCAAAACGAGCGUUAUGAUAUACUAUAAUAUACUCUGCUUCUUCGUGGCUGUUUUCAGUCAUAACAUUUAGGAUGCUGUGGUUUAAGUGUUCCUAAUCGUGUUGUCUAAGAAAAUGUCAAUUUUGAGGCUUCUGUGCAACUGAUGCACGGCGUACUGUUAACAUUGGAGGAUCGAGCACACUUACAAAACCGUAGAAUAAACACGAAGAGAGUCAUUUAAUCUCAGACGGCAUGAACCGUACUGUUACUUUACAAAUAUUACAUCCUGAACUCUACUUCAUGGCCAAAAUAUUGGGAACAGUUCUCAGUACCAAACCACAUCAGCUCUUUUUAGGUUUGCUGAAUAAGUAGGGGACACUAAAAUGUGAAAAAUGUAGUUACCCCUCACUCUAAGCAGAGCGCCAUGACUAGAAAUGUGCGGCUUGAUAGUUGCAUGCAUUACGGGCAUAAAAUUCUGAAUGUUUAUGUAAAUCACUGAAAAUCUAAUGAUAGUUUUCCGUAUUUGUCAAUACCCCCCCAAACCAAGUCUCUUUAUUAAUUAGUGAAGGAAGAUUACGACUCAGUGCCUUUAGGUCAGGUGGAGAAUUGUAUUUUUUUUAGAUAUAUAUAUAUUUUUUGGCACUGACUGAUCACAUUUGGAUGAAUUUGAUAAUACAAAAGUCCAAGUAGCCAACUCUACUUUUAGGAAAUGGUAGAUUUUGGUAGUUUUUUUUUUUCAUUCUUUAUUUGUAUUCACCCACAACAUAAACCAUCCCAUUCAUUUCAAUGCAGAAGCCCCUCUUUUGUCACACAAGCAAUUGUAUUUGUAUGAUUCGUUCUUCAGAGACUAAUCCUAUGAUUUGUGUAGCCCUUCACACUUCUGAAGGUAUGUUUAGUCUGCAGUGGUCUCCAGAAAUGCAACAUUAACAGCCAUCUUUUUAUUUAGCUGCAGGUUGUCUUAAGGUUUACUGAACAAAUGAGAUGCAGUACAGCCACACUAUAUUCACACUCUGUGUAUAGUCACCGUUAUUUAUCUAAAAUGCAUUGAUUAUUUUUUUUUUAAGUAUUGUUUCAGCAGAAAUCUACGUAUGUAUUUAUCUGGAUGUGACGGAUCUACUUGAAAAUCUUAGAAUUCUUUUUUUUUUUUUUUUUUUUUUUUUUU